UAGCAUAGUCACACUUUACUGUUUUUACAAAACGUUUCAAUAUUGGUGAACAAAAAGAAAAAUUGUUCUCACACGAUCUUAAAUUGAGGAAACUUUGAAAUAAAUAUUUAAUAGUUUAUAUUUUGUUGAGGUUUAAUUCCUUAAAUGAAAAAAUAAACACGAAUUUGUUACAAGAUGAAACUAAAAAUACUAUUCUUGUUAUGUCUAGUACAUUGUGUAUUUGCCUUUGAUAAUAAAUUAGAUUCACCGGCAAAAAGAUUUUUAUCUUCUCUGUCAACAUCUGAUAAAGAAGAUUAUUUGAUAUUUGCUCUUGCAAAAGGAUACUCUACAUUUAAUUCCAAUAAUCACAAUAAAACCGUCAAGAAUUUGAUUUCUCGAAGCAUAAAUAAUUAUCCAGAAACCAUUAACAAAUUCGAGAGUCUGCAGGUGCCUGAGAAUUUUGACAAUAAUUUCUACUUUUACGCGAAAGACAAUUUUUCUCUUUCUCGACAAAAUAUAAAAACGCUCAUUCAAUCUCGUAAAAUUUGCUUCAAUCGCAGAAAAUGUAUAAGUAUAGAUGAUAUAGGAAAUAUGUGUUGUCCAUUCUGACAAACAAUAUGAUAAAUUUAAAAUAAUUAUUUUAAGAUAAUUAAUAAUAAUAAUAUUAAAAUAUAUCUUUUGUAUAAAAAAAAAGUACGAGAAAUGAAAAGUAUUUUGAAUGUUAAAAAUCUGCGUCAAAAUAAAGCUGUGAUUACCAUCUUUAAAAAAAUAAAAUGUAAAUUAAAACUCAUAAAUAAAAAGUGUGACCUUAUUUUAUUUACAUUUACACAAAAAUUAUAACUGAAGGACUAUAUUAUAUAUUAUUUAACUAGAAAACUAUUAUUCAUUUUCCAUUUCAUUAUUCUUUAUUAUAACAUGGUAUGAAAUGAUUUGCUUUUACAGAGUAUGGCAUAGAUAAUGUUUUUGUUUUUUUAAAUUUUCAGAUGAAAACAAUAUUUUUACCAUACUGAGGCAGCUUGUACACAAUUAAAGACUACUUUUUUUCUGUAUAUAUAACAUUUUAAACGAAAGCCUUUUAUAUCUUCAAAUUUGUUAAUUUUCAAUUUUUUUUUUCAAACACUGUAUUAUUAUUUUUUUAUACAAUUGGGAAUUUUCCCAAUCUUCCUUUUUUCAAUUCUGUAGUUAUUUUUAUGUAUUUGUUUUUUUUUUUUUUAUUUUUCUGUAAUAAAAUUGUGAAUUUAAAAAAAUUUACAUUAUACCAAAAAAAAAGAAGAUUUUUUAAUUCGAAAAAAUAAUCGAAAGAUUUUUUUCCAGAAAAAUCCUUACUAAAUAAAUUAAUUUGAGCGAUAAUUCCUCGUGAUUUUUUUUUCUUUUUUAAUGUAAUUAAUCAUCAUUCUUGAAGUUAUAAAAGACUUAGUGAACAUUUACUGCAUCAAACGGAGUGCCACAACCAUUUUUUAUUGUUGUUGACAUACAUUAUACAAAGUACAGCCUUUCUAUAGUAACACUAUUUUUUUUAUGUGAUUAAAAAAGCUGGACGCAACCGUCAGAAUUAGGUAUGUUUAUUUUUGGUAUCAUUUUCUGUAAAAUCAGUCGCAUAAAUUAACAACUAUUUACAAAUUGAGACAAAGCUUAGUGAAAGUUCUGCCAACUGUUUUUUCGCGCUUAUUAAAGAAUAAAUAAAACAAGCAGAAAUAAAAAAAAACUGUUUGUUUCUAAUCAGUCAGCAGACUUAUUUAAA
Messenger RNA from Leptopilina boulardi, 1720 nucleotides. RefSeq lists its product as uncharacterized. The transcript is spliced from 4 exons. The coding region runs from base 175 to 588 and encodes 137 amino acids. The record is from RefSeq and is a predicted model, not a curated record. Lineage: Eukaryota; Metazoa; Arthropoda; Insecta; Hymenoptera; Figitidae.